Coprinopsis cinerea okayama7#130 is the source of this 1053-nucleotide messenger RNA. RefSeq lists its product as hypothetical. Bases 1 to 1053 code for a protein of 350 amino acids. The transcript has 2 exons. The record is from RefSeq and is a predicted model, not a curated record. Lineage: Eukaryota; Fungi; Basidiomycota; Agaricomycetes; Agaricales; Psathyrellaceae.
AUGACAGAAUACGACUAUUCCCCAGAAGCCUGGGAGCGCUACUUGGCUACCCAGGACCGCAUUGCUCGCUGGGUCGAUGGUACGAGAAAGCAGCAGCCUUGCAACGCCUUCACACCAGCAACACCCCAUCUAAAGGCUCUCGCUUUGAAGGAAAAAGAACGGCAGCGGCAGAAAGCGUCGGGCAGGGCGUACAAUGGCAAAUUCACGGAUGAAUCUGAAGAUGAGUACUGUGAACCUAGACGCCGUUCUCAUCGCAAGCCAUCACGCCAGCACCGAACAUACUGGGACGAUGUUGGAAAGGAUUUUGUCUUUGUCGAUGCUCACGACGUUCCCCCACCAUCGCCUCCACCCAGUAGAUGCCGACGAUCAUCCUUCUCUAUCCCUGUGUCUCCCACAUCCCCGGCAAAGAGCAAUGGUAAGCCUCGCAAAGGCCCGCGCAAUCUUACGCUCGAUCUCGCACCGUUCCCGACAUGUGGAGUGCCUCCACAGGACCCCUACUCUUACCGCAACUCGGGCCAUUCAUCUCAUUCGUCUAACACGACAACUCCAACGACGACCACACCCACUAGCAGCAUGUUCCCCACACAUCAGCUACCCGUUCCACCAUAUUCUGCUCCUCCGGCCAUGGGGUAUGCACCAAUGCUGGGUGGCGGUGGAUUGCCCAUGAGACCGGAACGUGCGCCGAAGCCGACGAGGACGCAGACAAUGCCUGUUUCUCCACAUUACGCUAACCCUCAGGCCCAUUACGUCCACCAUGGCUUCAUGCCGAUCCCAGUGGGCCACAACACGCUCAUGGUACCUUUGAGCCCUGGUAUGAAAGGGUACCCAUCGUACGGUGCAGAUCCUUCGGCGAAAGUCUCAAAAAUCAUGGGCAGACUACAGGUCUCCCCCCGUCUCUCCUUCGUCUACGAAGCCGCCCUCUCUGCUGAGAAGAGUGUUCACCAGUCUUACCUCGCCGAAGACACCCUCCACACCACCACCUCCAUACUAUCAUCCACAGUACCCUCAAAUGACGCCGCAGCAUCAGUCCCAGAUGUUCCCUUCAAAACCUAA